UUAAAAUAGUCCACACCACAUUAUCCUUUGCAUCCAUUUCACAAAAACAAGAAUCCAAAAACACAAACCGACUCCCAAGUCCUCUGAAGUCCCCCUACUCCCCACCCAAUACCCCAACAUAUCAGUGUAAAUAUGGGGAUAGUUGAAGAAGCACACAACGUUAAGAUCCUAGGAUCAGGUGAGCAGAUAGUAGUGUUAGCCCAUGGGUUUGGGACAGACCAGUCUGUGUGGAAGCACUUGGUGCCACACUUGGUUGAGGAAUAUAAGGUUGUCUUGUUUGACAAUAUGGGCGCUGGAACUACUAAUCCUGACUACUUUGACUUUGAGAGGUACUGUAGUUUAGAAGGAUAUGCCUAUGAUGUGAUUGCAAUAUUGAAGGAAUUUGGAAUUAGUAGUUGCAUUUAUGUUGGUCACUCUGUUUCUGCCAUGAUUGGUGCCAUUGCUUCUAUAGCUCGUCCUGAUCUUUUCACCAAACUUGUCACUGUAUCUGCCUCUCCAAGGUAUCUGAAUGACUCGGAGUACUACGGAGGAUUUGAACAGGAAGAUCUUGAUCAAUUAUUCGAAGCAAUAAAAUCGAAUUACAAAUCAUGGUGUUCAGGAUUUGCACCCUUAGUUGUAGGUGGAGACAUGGACUCCGUAGCAAUCCAGGAAUUCAGCAGGACAUUAUUCAACAUGAGACCAGACAUUGCACUAAGCGUGUCACAAAUCAUAUUCCAAAGUGAUUUAAGGCAUUUGUUGCCUCAUGUUUCUGUCCCAUGUCACAUAAUUCAGAGCAUGAAGGACUUGGCCGUGCCCGUGGUAGUGUCCGAAUACCUCCACCAGAACCUCGGGGCCGAAUCUAUCGUUGAGGUUAUGUCGACGGAAGGACAUCUUCCGCAGCUUAGCUCACCGGAUGUUGCUAUUCCGGUGCUGCUUCGUCAUAUUCGUCAUGAUAUUGCCGUUUGAAUAUUAUUAGUAUUAGAGUACCAGCAAGUUGAGUUCACUUUCUUGGAGUAAUAGUAAGGGUGUUGUUGUUUUGUGAUGCAAAUUGUACAAAAUUGACCAUCUUGUCUAGCUAGUUGCAAUGUCUAUAUGUGCUAAGUUUAAACGAAUAUGCUGGAUGCACCAGCUAAGGAACCCAAAAGGAAAAGGUCAAAUAUAUUGAGGCAAGAUGCAGGCAUGUGGUAUGAGAUUGAUGGUCAGCUUUGGA
Molecule: messenger RNA, 1189 nt
Organism: Lycium ferocissimum
Lineage: Eukaryota; Viridiplantae; Streptophyta; Magnoliopsida; Solanales; Solanaceae
Product: probable esterase KAI2
Exons: 2
Coding region: 133-945 (270 amino acids)
Biological process (GO): response to karrikin
Source: RefSeq, a predicted model, not a curated record